Diachasmimorpha longicaudata is the source of this 1219-nucleotide messenger RNA. RefSeq lists its product as uncharacterized. NCBI's taxonomy places the organism in Eukaryota, Metazoa, Arthropoda, Insecta, Hymenoptera, Braconidae. Bases 1 to 537 code for a protein of 178 amino acids. The record is from RefSeq and is a predicted model, not a curated record. The transcript is spliced from 3 exons.
AUGCUAGUGUCCUCCGCGCGGACGGAGAGCUGUAAGGGCUACUGUCGCGUGGUGCUGACGCCUGCAGACCCCGAUGGCACUUUCGCAGAAAGGGAGGUGGAGCACGUAGGCGUGCACACCGAUUUUGUGAAGGACCUGGUCAAGGAACGUGCGGAUAGGAGGAUCGUGGAGAGAUGGGACUCGGAGACGGGUGCCAGGCACACGAAAUCCCUCCUAGGAGAACCCACUAGGAAGAUGGCAGAGACCCUGUUGGGCCUAAACAGGGUUAAGCUCCGUACUAUAGUGGGGCUUAUCACUGGACACUGGCCCCUGGCUCUGUACUUAUCAAGGAUAGGCAAGGGGACUGACCCCCUAUGCAAAAGAUGCGGGCUGACAGAGGAGGAUCCUCUUCACCUAUGCACAAGAUGCAGCGGACUCGAUGAAGCCAGAUGGAAUGUCUUCGGGUCUACUUGCAUAGAUAUACGUGUCGACAGGGACGGGAUCAAUGGGCUCUAUGAGUUAGCUCGUAGGGCACAGAUACUCGAUACCAGCGACUAGACGGCUGCCUGAGGGCAGGGUGUAAAAUGGCCGAGAGGCUGAUUGCACCUCCGGACAGGACCGUCUAAAUAUGAUAAGUGAUAAGUGAUAUUAUUCUGAAAACCGCGGGCAUCCCCCUUGGCGUUCCAAAGCUAAUUAUUUAAAUAUUAAUUAUCUCAUUAUGCAAUAGCCCUACAGUGUUUUGUCAAGAGAUCUUUUUUAUUGUAAAUUUAAUUUACAACAAGAAAGGUCUCUUGACAAAAUGCUGUAAAAGAGCCUAUUAUCGAGAUAAUUAAUAAUAAACAAUCGCGGGCAAAUUUCAGAGGGGAUAGCUCGCGAUUUUCGCGGAAUCCGGAGCAAUAACCGCGUUAUCUUGAUUAUCACGUAAACAAAUGGAUUUACGGCCUUUUGUCACAAGACAUUUUUUGCAGAGAAUAAAAUUAUCUACAAUAAAUGUCUCCUGGUGGAAUCCCGUAAAUCCAUUUGUUUAUUGAAUAAUUGGAUUUGAAUUUUAAACAACAAUCCGCGAUUAAUUAUCAAAUUAAGACAUCUACGCGAUUUUUCGAUAAGAUCAUUAAUGUUUAAAAUUGCAUUUCUCGCAAAAAAGCCGUUUUGACAAAAUGUUGUAAACCCAUUUGUUUACAAGAUAAUUGCCAAAACGGGUUUUUUGUUGGAAAAAUUCGGAAAAUCGUGGGCAUCCCCC